Molecule: messenger RNA, 895 nt
Organism: Prorocentrum cordatum
Lineage: Eukaryota; Dinophyceae; Prorocentrales; Prorocentraceae
Source: the annotation of a GenBank genome assembly
AGCUCCAGGCCUGUUUUGGCACAGCCCGGAGGCCCCGACGACGCCCCGCGGCGGCCCCGCUGCGCGCACACUCCGCGCGAUGCCCCGCACGGCCCGGGCGCGCGCGGGGCCCCUGCUGGCCGCGGCGGCGGCCGUCUGGGGCGGCGCGGCGGCGUUCGCCGCUCCGAGGGCUUCUGGCCAGCUGCUGCGCCAGCCGCCAGCUGCUGCGGAGCUGCCGCCUUCGGCGGGUAGCACCUCUCCAGAGGCUGUGGAGAGCUUGCGGCAGACCUCGCCGGACGCUACCUGGUUCAGAUCGUUGGUCGCUGGCGCUGCGCUGGGGCUGGUUGCGGCCGCGUUUGUGCCAGCGGCCUCAGCCGCGGACCUGAAGAACGGCGAGGCCGUCUUCAACAACAUCUGCGCCGCGUGCCACGUGGGAGGUGAUAAUUUGGUAUCCUCGGAGAAGACCUUGAAAGCGGAUGCUCUCGCGAAGAACGGAAGAAGUGAGCUUGCUAAUAUCAAGGCGAUCGUGGCUGGAGGGAAUGGGGCCAUGCCCGCGCUGGGCCAGAUCCUGGACGCGACUGAGAUCGACGACGUUGCAAACUACGUGCUGGGCAAGUCGAAGACCGGGUGGAAGUGACGGGCCAGCGGCAGCGGCGGUCGUGGCGCGAGCUCGAGCUUGCUCCAAGAUGGCCUACAGGUCUGCAUGCGUAGCCGGAGUUUUCGUUGGCAGAUGGGGUCUUCAAUUUUUUAACGCUAAGGUGCUGCCAUUCUCGCUUCGGGUGCAGCUUGCACUUGUUGGGCGAGCGUGGUGCGCCCCGCCUGCGCACAGUUGAUACGACAGAACAGUCGCGAUUGGCGCAAAGAAAUGCUGCUUUGCAGGGCUUAAAUUUAGGUUUACUGAGCGAAGUAUCGUGAA